AUGUCUACCAACUUUGAAAAACACUUUGAAGAAAACGUCGACAACUGUUCGCUGGAACAGUUGAGAGACAUUUUGAUCAACAAGUCCGGGACCACUAAGCUGGCAAACCGUUUCAGAGCUCUUUUCAACCUGAAAGGUGUUGCCGAGGAGUUUGAAUCGAAUCCCGAAGAUGCUCGCAAGGCCACUGAAUACAUCAACGAGUGUUUUGCAGACACGAGUGAACUGCUGAAACACGAAGUUGCAUACGUUUUGGGCCAAACCAAAAAUAUGGUGGGUGCCCCAUUGUUGAGAAUAGUUUUGGAAGACCAAAACCAGCAGUGCAUGGUGCGGCACGAGGCUGCGGAGGCCCUUGGAGCGCUAGGAGACGUGGACUCAUUGCCCAUCCUUGAAACCUACUUCAAAGAAGACCCAUUGCUGGAAAUAAGGCAAACUUGUGAAUUGGCCAUCGGUCGUAUCAAAUGGCAAACCAGCGAAUCUGGAAAGACCGAAACGCUCCAGGACUCGCUUUACUCGAGCAUCGAUCCCGCUCCUCCGCUCACCCUGGACAUCAACAUCAAAGUGGAUGAGCUAAAACAGAUUUUGAACGACCAAGAAAAGCCGUUGUUCGAGAGAUACAGAGCUAUGUUUAGACUCAGAGACAUUGGCAACGACGAGGCUUGUUUGGCCCUAGCCUCCGGGUUCGACGAUCCAUCCGCGCUUUUCAAGCACGAGAUUGCGUACGUUUUCGGCCAGGUCGGUAACGCUGUGGUGGUGCCCAAAUUGAUCGAGGUGCUAAACAGAGAAAACGAAGCACCAAUGGUUAGACACGAAGCCGCAGAAGCGCUAGGGUCAAUUGCCACCGAUGAUGUGCUUCCUAUCUUAAAGGGUCAUCUGGACGACAAAGAUGAUGUCGUCAGAGAAUCGGCAAUUGUAGCUCUCGACAUGUACGAGUACGAGAACAGCAACGAGCUGGAGUACGCUCCUUCUUGA
This is a messenger RNA of Lachancea sp. 'fantastica', 969 nucleotides long. The record is from the annotation of a GenBank genome assembly. NCBI's taxonomy places the organism in Eukaryota, Fungi, Ascomycota, Saccharomycetes, Saccharomycetales, Saccharomycetaceae.